This is a messenger RNA of Triplophysa rosa, 1814 nucleotides long. It is a transcript of the gene grik6, whose product is annotated as glutamate receptor U1. The record is from RefSeq and is a predicted model, not a curated record. Gene Ontology annotation, biological process: synaptic transmission, glutamatergic; modulation of chemical synaptic transmission; monoatomic ion transport. The transcript is spliced from 10 exons. Gene Ontology annotation, cellular component: plasma membrane; AMPA glutamate receptor complex; postsynaptic membrane. Lineage: Eukaryota; Metazoa; Chordata; Actinopteri; Cypriniformes; Nemacheilidae. The coding region runs from base 101 to 1504 and encodes 467 amino acids. Gene Ontology annotation, molecular function: AMPA glutamate receptor activity; transmitter-gated monoatomic ion channel activity involved in regulation of postsynaptic membrane potential.
UUUCUCAUGUCUUCAGUGGGAACCCUUAUUCAUUUUUGUAAAGCACACUGCUGACUUGCUCCUAGUCAGUGCAGUACAGUGGAAUUUCACUGCAGACAUCAUGGUCAAAAUUAGCAACAUGCGUGAAUUUGCAGGGUUCUCUAUAUGCUUAGUCUUGCUGCUGGGGUCAGAGAUCUGCAUAGCAGCAAGGCAAGAACUAAUAGUUACCACCAUUAAACAAGACCCAUACACAAUGAGCAAGGGAUCCCAGUUAGAAGGCUAUUGCAUGGAUCUGCUCAGUGAACUGGCUAAAAAACUGGGUUUUAAAUACAAAGUUCACCUGGUCAAGGAUGGGGCAUAUGGCCGACAAGACGAAAGUGGAAACUGGAAUGGAAUGAUCGGAGAGGUUGUUAGAGGGGAAGCUGAUCUGGCCGUAGCCCCGCUGACUCUCACCGCUGCCCGUGAGAAGGCGGUGGGAAUGACAAAACCUUACAUGCAGACCGGAAUCAGUAUCCUCCUCCGCAAAGAUAUCGUUUCUGAGGAGGCUGGCUUUUUUGACUUCCUCUCCCCUUUCUCCGGGGAGACCUGGUUCGGCAUCCUGAUUGCAUACUUUGUGACUGCAGUGUGCAUCUGCAUUGUGGGAAGGUUGAGUCCUUGUGAAUGGAGCCAGCCUGAGACAGAGCAAAAUCGCUUCACUCUUCUGCACAGCUUGUGGUACGCUGCAGGAGCUCUGAGCCUGCAAGGUGCCGGUCCUCAUCCUAAAGCUGUGUCAGGUCGGGUUAUCUGCUGUACCUGGUGGUUGUUUGCUGUGGUUGUGCUGGCGUGUUAUUUUUCCAGCCUCAGUUCCUCACAGGGGUCUGAUUCUGCUCCCCUCACGAUAAAGGGUUUUGAUGACUUGGCCAAUCAGGAAGUGAUGGAAUAUGGGACUCUUGCAGGCUCCUCCACUCUUGCGUUCUUCAAGAACUCUAAUAACCCAUCUUACCGUCGCAUCUAUGAGCACAUGGAGCGGAGAAAGAGUUUCGUAUCCUCCAUGGACGAAGGUGUCCAGAGAGCAAAAGAAGGAAAUUUUGCGUUCAUUGGGGAAUCUGUGUCUCUGGAUCUGGCUGUGGCACGACAUUGCGAAUUGGUUCGUGCACACGAGGUCAUUGGAAUGAGAGGAUACAGCAUCGUAGCUCCUCUUGGAUCCUCAAUGCUGAAGAACCUGAGCGUGGCCAUACUGCAGCUCAGUGAAGCUGGUGAACUGGCUUACCUGCGCACUAAGUGGUGGGCCAGCAGUUGUGUGCCGGACAGCGCCAAAGCUUCAUCUCUGAGGGCUCAUAGCAUGAAAGGGAUCUUCCUGGUUCUCGCUAUAGGCCUUGGGAUCGGUGUGCUGAUCUCCCUGUUUGAGCUCACCUCAAAGUCUCGCAGUACUGCCGGAGAGCAGAAGAAAUCCUGCUGCACAGUUUUGACCCAGGAGCUGAGUCAACGCUUGAGAAUGAGCCACACAAAGAAUGACCCGGAAACCUCAGAUAAAAACAAAGCAUAACAGGUUUAACCACAUUGAGAUAAUCUGAAUCUUACAGUAUAAUAGCACAAUGUCUUUACUUUUGCUUUUGUUCUGGUUCUAGACAUUAGUAGUGUUUCUCAAUUUAUAAAACUAAGUUUUAGACAUUUUGACUGAUUUAGCUUAGUGCUAACUCAACUACAAAAUGUUAAUUUGCAUUGAGCUUUCACUGAAAUCAGGCAACUCAUUGUCUUAAUGAAAAUAAAUCUCAUGUAUUUUCUUUUGGUUUUACAAUAUAGAAUAUAGAUACGGAAUUUGUAUCACGAUACAUUAAACAUUAAAUGAAAAAGGA